UGUGACAGAUAUUUUCCAGCCCCCGCUGCAUUUUAAAUCUUGCAGCAUAGAUGUAAACUACAAUUCCUCUGUAUGAGAAACAAACUCCUGUGACAAAUGAUCUUGUCAAAUCCUCAGACAGCAUGUCAAGGGAAAGUACAGGGUGCUCUGCCGCCAAUUAAAUCCAAAUUGAAGUCUUGUGAAAACAGUUUGCACGUCAGGAUCAACGCUGCCUUGGCCCUAAGUAUUCCUACUCAUCGCAGUUGCUAUGGCGACAUAGACCGGUUCUGUUUAGUCUGGUCCAGCAUCGUCCAUGCUCUAGAGGUGAUUGACCAGGUGGCGGACGUCUCAGAACUCAAAUACAAAGACACUCUGCGAGAUCAGCUUUGCCAAACCCUCACCCACCUAGGGGGCCUCAUCGGUCAAGAUGACCUUUCACCUUUGCAUAAACUUAUGAAGGACCGGACUGACAUGUUGGAGUCCCAUCUCAGCCGAUACAGAGGGGCAAAACUGACGACAGUGGACGAUACAAGAGGUGCAUUGCUCUCCGCAGCCUCCGUUCAUCUUCAGGACUUGAUGAACAUCAAGGACAUCACGGCGGAAGACCGAAACUGUGCAGCCCAGCUAGUCAGGAUGUUUGCAGAGCCUUGAAGAAAGCACCUCACGGAGAAGUUUCCUUGGAGUUGAGCUUAAAGGUCUGGGAACAAUUGCGUGGCGCUGAUGAACACUUAACAGAAAACAAAGCAUUAAUGAUAAGCAAACAGAUUUUCUUUAGCAGAUAUUAUUAAGUGAGAAACCAGUUCCAAUCAAUGCACAUUUAAUUAUGAUUUUGUUGGCAACAUUUUCUACCUGUCUAGCAACUCUAUAACAUACCCCCAGAUUAUUGCACUCCAGUGCAGCGAUCCCAGGGGGCGGGGACAUGUUCCACUAAUAAUUUUUGUGCGGACAAUGCCAAACCCCCUAAUAGAGUUUAACCAAAUGUAACUAAAUUUGUACUGUACUUUUCCCCAAAAAUUUCACAUAACCGCGUAAAUUCGUAUGUAUAUGUAUAUAAUUAUGUGUGCAAACAUGCAUCUUUGAACAGGGCGCUCCCUCUAUCCGGUUCGUUAGUGUGACGUCACUUCAGUUUAUACCACGCCCACUGCCCAUUGAACCGGAAGUUAACGCAACUUACGUGUUUAUCCAAUGGGCGCUAGUAAUCAGUGGUGCGCGCGCGU
Molecule: messenger RNA, 1196 nt
Organism: Patiria miniata (bat star)
Lineage: Eukaryota; Metazoa; Echinodermata; Asteroidea; Valvatida; Asterinidae
Product: HEAT repeat-containing protein 6-like
Exons: 4
Coding region: 97-630 (177 amino acids)
Source: RefSeq, a predicted model, not a curated record